CAAAAACUGAUAACAAAACUCUCACACAACAGAGUAAUACUCUCGAAAGAUUUUUUACCAUUAGUAAAAUGCAUGAAGAUUGGUUAUAUUUAUUAAAAGGUGAAUUGGUUAGUGAAUAUUAUCUAAACAUCAAAAAACAAAUCAUCUCUAUCGAAGGUAGAGGUAUCGAUGUAUUUCCACAAAGAAAUCUCAGAUUCCGGUGCUUUAAGACGUCUCUGUUUGAUAUCUCCGUGGUAAUUGUUGGUCAGGAUCCAUACCCAAAUGAUGCAGAUGGUUUGAUAUUUAGUUCUGAGACUAUCAAGCCGUCACUUAAGAAGAUAUUUAAUCUAUUGGAAUGGGAUAUAGAAGAUAUAAAAUGGUCUAGACCUAAAAUAGAAUCCUUGAAAAAGUGGUCAAAAAAUGUAUUACUUUUAAACUCAAUCUUGACAGUAGAAAGGGGAAAAUCUGGUUCACAUAAUAGAUUGGGAUGGCAAAAAUUUACUGAUAAGAUUAUUAAGCUAGUCGGUGAAAAACGGGAAGUCAUAACAAUCCUAUGGGGUAAAUAUACAAAGGAAAAGGCCAGUUUG
This is a messenger RNA of Racocetra persica, 566 nucleotides long. The record is from the annotation of a GenBank genome assembly. Lineage: Eukaryota; Fungi; Glomeromycota; Glomeromycetes; Diversisporales; Gigasporaceae.